ACGAGUUUCUCUCCACACUACUCCACUUAUUAGAAGUAACAUUUUGCGGGGAUUUCUAGAAAUUUCGAAAAGCCUAUAGCUUAAAUAGUCCGUUGCUAGAGCGACCAUGGAUAUCUUCCAGAGAAUUAACGUUCUCAGAACCUCCCCAGAACCAAUACCUCCCUCCAUACACCAUUAUGCAGAUUCAAAAAUUGUCGUUUCUUUCCCUUCUUUACGUGCUGUACGCUCGCGGAGCCAUUGCUUUAAAAAAGGAAGAAAUUGAUGUCCCUUCGUUUACGCCCACAGAGAUCAAAGGACCCGUAGUCGAGCAAUUCCUGGGAGACUGGGAGUCUAGAUGGAAGGUUUCUAAUGCCAAGCGUUCUGUUAACGGCGUGGAGGAAAUGUCCUACGUCGGAACUUGGGCCGUAGAGGAAUCCACCGUAUUCAACGGACUUACUGGUGAGCUUGGUCUUGUUAUGAAGGAUGCUGCCGCCCAUCAUGCUAUCUCUUAUGACCUGGAUGAACCUCUCGAAAAGACUGAAGAGCCUCUUGUUCUUCAGUAUGAAGUGAAGCCCCAAGAAGGACUGGAGUGUGGUGGUGCCUACAUUAAGCUUCUCGCGGAACCCGCUAAGGGUGAAAUGUCUAAUGCCGUUCCUUACCGUGUAAUGUUCGGUCCCGACAAGUGUGGUGCCAAUAACAAGGUGCACUUUAUCUUCAACUACAAGAACCCUCUUACCGGCGAGGUUCAAGAAAAGCACCUGAGCUCUCCCCCGCCUUCGAACCUUCGUAAGGGAGCUACCAGCAUUUACACUCUCAUUCUUAACCCCGAUCAAACCUAUCAAAUCCGUGUCAACGGCCAAAUCCUCCGUUCUGGCUCUCUCUUCACCGAUUUUGUUCCUCCCGUUCUUCCUCCUCGUGACAUUCCUGAUCCCGAGGACAAGAAGCCCGAAGACUGGAUUGAUGAGGACGAAAUUCCCGAUCCCGACGCUGUCAAGCCUGAGGAUUGGGACGAGGAUGCCCCUGCUCGUAUUCCCGAUCCUACUGCUGAGAAGCCCGAUGAUUGGUUGGAGGACGAGCCUCUGUUUAUUCUUGACCCUACUGCUGAGAAGCCUGAAGAUUGGGAUGAUGAAGAGGACGGUGACUGGGAGGCACCCUCUGUUCCCAACCCUAUUUGCCAGGAGGUUUCUGGUUGCGGUGAGUGGAGAGCUCCUCUGAUCCGUAACCCUGCCUUCAAGGGCCCUUGGAGCCCUCCAAUGAUUCCCAAUCCCGAAUACAAGGGACCUUGGAUUCCUCGUAGAAUUCCCAACCCUGACUUUUUUGACGAUGAUCACCCCUCUCACUUUGGUCCUGUCUACGGACUUGGUUUCGAGCUUUGGACUAUGCAACCCGAUAUCCGUUUCAGUAACAUCUACCUUGGUCACUCUGUGGAGGACGCCGAAAAGCUCGGAAAUGAGACCUACAUUCCCAAGGCCGACACUGAACAUCUUCUUUCUUCUUCAGAAAAGGACAACCACAUGUCUUUGGAUGAGGACGAGGCCGAAAAGUUGCCUUUCAAGAAUGAUCUCAAGUUCACUGAAAACCCCGUUGAGUUUGUUAAGCAACGCCUUUCUCUCUUCUACAAUGUUGCCAUGUAUGAUUGGAAGUUUGCCUUCAAGACCAUGCCCGAGGUUGGUGGUGCUAUUGUUGCUGGUCUCGUUUCUGCUUUAGCUAUUUUGGUCUCAAUCAUCUCGUUCUUGACUUCGAGCCCAUCCAAGCGCCCCGCUCUGAAUGCCAACGAAAGCAAAACCGAAAAGAAGGCCAACAAAGAUUUCCAAAAGGAAAAGGGCAAGGACGUAGAGGUCUCUUACGCCCCUGAGUCCGAGACCGGCGAUUCCGCCGAAUCCAAGGAAGAGUCCAAGUAGGUGAAACUCUUUGAAUUGUAAUGUGUCAAAUGAAUGUCUAAAUAAUGCUCUGUUUCC
Messenger RNA from Schizosaccharomyces japonicus yFS275, 1937 nucleotides. Its product is annotated as calnexin Cnx1. Gene Ontology annotation, cellular component: endoplasmic reticulum membrane; fungal-type vacuole; membrane. The transcript is spliced from 2 exons. Gene Ontology annotation, biological process: protein folding. NCBI's taxonomy places the organism in Eukaryota, Fungi, Ascomycota, Schizosaccharomycetes, Schizosaccharomycetales, Schizosaccharomycetaceae. The coding region runs from base 177 to 1880 and encodes 567 amino acids. Gene Ontology annotation, molecular function: calcium ion binding. The record is from RefSeq and is a predicted model, not a curated record.